AUGCUACUCAAACUAAAAUGUCCAACCCUAGAGGAGAGAAGAAAGAAUGCUAGACUAAACCUAGUAUAUAAGAUUUCAAAAGAGGAAAUAAAGGCUAUUUCUGACGACACACUAAUUCCACCAGACAGCUGUCAGUUGUACUUCCAAGUAGUUCAUAUUCGUUUAGGGGUAGGUCUAUGCAUUUUAGGUGGAACCACACACUGGAAGCAUCCGAACUGUGCUGAUGGGAGGCACACAAUUGUACAUCUGUUUGAAUGGAAAUGGUCGGAUAUUGCAGCAGAAUGUGAGAACUUUUUGGGACCGUACGGGUAUUGUGGAGUUCAGAUUUCGCCGCCAAAUGAAAAUCGUGUUGUGACAUUACAAAAUCGACCAUGGUGGGAAAGAUAUCAACCUGUCAGUUACAAAUUAGUCACCAGGAGUGGUAACGAGGUUCAGUUCACUGAUAUGGUACAAAGAUGUAAUGACGUUAAUGUCAGAAUUUACGUCGACGCUGUAAUAAACCACAUGUCUACAGCAUAUGCAGAGGAAACAGGAACAGGCACUUUCAAAUGGGACGGAGUCAUUAGUUAUCCAGGAUUGUAUUCAUCUAGUGAUUUCAACGGAAGAGGCGAAUGUAAAACAAAACAUUUAAACAUCGAAGACUAUGGAAACAAACACGAAGUUAGGAACUGUCGUCUAGAGGGACUUGCAGACUUGAAUCAAGGACGUGACAAUGUAAGGAACAACAUAACAAAAUAUAUGAAUCGUCUCAUAUCAAAAGGAGUCGCUGGUUUCAGGAUCGACGCUGCUAAACAUAUGUGGCCUGAUCAUCUUCAUGCUAUUUAUGAAAAUCUUGAAGAUUUGAACCAAGAUUAUUUCCCUGGAUCACCAAGAAGACCAUUCAUUUUCCAAGAGGUAAUUGAUAAUGGCAAAAAAGAGGAAGCUAUCAGCGCAUUCGAAUAUACAGGCUUUGCUCGUGUAACAAACUUCAUCUUUGGAACUAAACUGGCUGAAGUAUUCCUAAGAAAAAAUCAGGCGAAAUGGUUGGAGAACUGGGGAACUGAAUGGAAUAUGCCAAAUUCCGACGAUGUUGUAGUAUUUAUCGAUAACCAUGACAACCAAAGAGGUCAUGGUGGAGGAGGAGGUGUCUUGUCACAUAGAGAUCCUAAAAGGUAUAAAAUGGCAACUGCCUUCAUGUUAGCACAUCCUUAUGGUUUUACAAGAGUGAUGAGCAGUUUCAAUUUUUACAGUACUGAUAUGCACGAGGGUAGAAAUGUACCAAAAAACUCUGACCAAGGACCUCCUCAUAAUCCCGAUAUGUCUAUAAAGGAUGUACAAUGGGGCAAUGACUUCAGCUGUGGUAGUGGUUGGAUAUGUGAACAUAGAUGGCGACAAAUCUAUGGUAUGGUGGACUUUCGGAAUGUUGUCCAUGGAACUAAUAUACAUAAUUGGUGGAGUAAUGGUAAUUAUCAAAUAGCAUUUUCCCGCGGAGAUAAAGGAUUCAUUGUGAUAAAUGCGGAUGUUCCGGACUUAAAUUUGGAGUUGCCAACUGGACUUCCAGAAGGGACUUACUGUGAUGUUAUAUCCGGAGAGAAAGAUGGUGAAACUUGCACUGGUACAAAAGUUAUUGUCAAUAAUGCAGGACGCGCACAUUUCCAUAUCAGGAGUAGGUCAGAUGAUCCAAUGAUGGCAAUACAUAUUGGUGCACAAUUGGAGAACAGAGGAGAGUAA
This is a messenger RNA of Mytilus trossulus (common blue mussel), 1710 nucleotides long. RefSeq names its product alpha-amylase-like. Gene Ontology annotation, molecular function: alpha-amylase activity; cation binding. The transcript has 10 exons. The coding region runs from base 1 to 1710 and encodes 569 amino acids. Gene Ontology annotation, biological process: carbohydrate metabolic process. The record is from RefSeq and is a predicted model, not a curated record. NCBI's taxonomy places the organism in Eukaryota, Metazoa, Mollusca, Bivalvia, Mytilida, Mytilidae.